Messenger RNA from Prosopis cineraria, 1560 nucleotides. Its product is annotated as syntaxin-32-like. Lineage: Eukaryota; Viridiplantae; Streptophyta; Magnoliopsida; Fabales; Fabaceae. Gene Ontology annotation, biological process: vesicle fusion; endoplasmic reticulum to Golgi vesicle-mediated transport; intracellular protein transport. Gene Ontology annotation, molecular function: SNARE binding; SNAP receptor activity. The record is from RefSeq and is a predicted model, not a curated record. Gene Ontology annotation, cellular component: Golgi membrane; SNARE complex; endomembrane system.
GGUAGUAAAAUCUAGCUUAAUUGAAUGUGAAGUCCAAUACUAGAACGGUUCCAUGUUCUCUCCUGGCGCAGGAUAAAUAACGCAUCCCGUCAGAUCCGUUGCAGAUGCUACUUCUUCGUUCUUUCUGUCAUCUGCUUUCAAUUUGGCCUUGAGCUACAAUCAACCGCAUUUCAAUUUGCAGUUGCUGUUGUAUUGUCAGCACUUUUAAGUCAGAUCUAGGGUUUCCUUUGAUCAGUAUUCCUCGAUCCCUGCCAGAUUAAAUUCGGUUUAACAUUGCUGGGUCUUCGGAUCUCUGAUUUUAAGAGUUAAUUGGUGAUUGCAUCUGUGAAGUACCCGAUUGCAACGGUGGGCUAAGGAAAAUGCCAGUCAAAUCGGCGCAAUCAUCGUUUCGGGAUCGGACACAGGAAUUCCAGAGCAUAGCUGAGAGGCUAAAGAAGUCAGUCUCGUCCAGUUCAGGGCCAAACGGGCCCAGCAGUAGUUCAAGAUCGGAGGAACAGCGAUCUGCAGUUGCAAUUCAGUCAGAAUUCAAUCGGAGGGCUUCCAAGAUUGGUUAUGGGAUACAUCAGACGUCACAGAAACUUGCUAAGCUGGCCAAGUUGGCAAAAAGGACUUCGGUUUUUGAUGACCCCACCAUGGAAAUCCAAGAGCUCACAGCAGUUAUUAAGCAAGAUAUCACUGCACUGAACUCUGCUGUUGUAGAACUGCAGCUAAUCAGCAACGCUAGAAAUGAUAGUGGAAAUAUCUCUAGUGACACAACUAGUCACUCAACCACAGUUGUUGAUGACCUUAAAACACGAUUGAUGAGCACCACAAAAGAGUUUAAAGAAGUCCUCACCAUGCGAACAGAGAACUUGAAGGUACAUGAGAAUAGAAGACAGUUGUUUUCUUCCACUGGUUCUAAGGAAGCUGCGAAUCCUUUUGUUCGUCAACGUCCCUUGGCUGCAAAGUCCGUUGCCAAUGCCCCUGCACCCCCAUGGGCUAGUGGGUCAACAUCUUCAUCUCAGUUGUUUCCAAAGAAACAAGUGGAUGGGGAGAGUCAACCAUUACUGCAGCAGCAGCAGCAGCAAUUGGUUCCAUUGCAGGAUUCAUAUAUGCAAAGCAGAGCUGAAGCUCUUCAGAAUGUUGAGUCCACUAUUCAUGAGUUGAGCAGCAUUUUUAAUCAAUUAGCAACACUUGUUUCCCAACAAGGGGAAAUUGCCAUCAGGAUUGAUGAGAACAUGGACGCGUUGGCAAAUGUAGAAGGGGCACAGGGGGCUUUGCUAAAAUAUCUGAACAACAUAUCUUCUAAUAGGUGGCUGAUGAUCAAGAUAUUCUUUGUAUUAGUAUUUUUCCUUAUGGUUUUCCUAUUUUUUGUGGCAUAGUCAUCCCAAAGAUACAAGAGAAAUGAAGACAGUGCGACGACCUUACUUACUGGUGAUGAGUCUUCUGCUUUUCAUUAAUAUUUCUUUUGUUAAAUAUUAUAUUCAUGCCUGCAGAGUUUUACCCUCCGGUCUGUGAAAUUUGAUACUUGUAUGUAUUGAUUUAUGUAAGAAGGUUACAAAUUAGAAGAAUUGCGUAUAA